Serpula lacrymans var. lacrymans S7.9 is the source of this 3569-nucleotide messenger RNA. RefSeq lists its product as uncharacterized. Lineage: Eukaryota; Fungi; Basidiomycota; Agaricomycetes; Boletales; Serpulaceae. The transcript is spliced from 11 exons. Gene Ontology annotation, biological process: cytoplasmic microtubule organization; microtubule nucleation; spindle assembly. The record is from RefSeq and is a predicted model, not a curated record. Gene Ontology annotation, molecular function: gamma-tubulin binding; microtubule minus-end binding. Gene Ontology annotation, cellular component: centrosome; equatorial microtubule organizing center; spindle pole. The coding region runs from base 1 to 2874 and encodes 957 amino acids.
AUGCUCAUGGAACAUAGCCGCAUCCAAAAAGCUCGCAUAAAUGCGCAUGAUGCCUUGGCAGAGGCUUUAGAGCUAUCGUUUGAAACUCUGAAGUCCCGGUUGACGCAACAUAGCGAUUUGGACCAGGACAUCAAACUGUCUCAUCUUCCUGAUCAUCUACAAUUUCUUACUUCUCUCUCGUCGUCACACUUGCCUUCUACCCUAGAAUAUGCAGAGACUUAUCUUGACAAGACAAAGAAUCCGCAGAAGUCACCACCCACGCUAACAUGGAAGGAGAUCCUGGCUGAGGAACCUUUUGAAGGGCAGCACUGGGAAGGUGCUUAUGGACUACUUCCCGGAAGCACCGUCGAGGACUGGGAGACCCGGAGUGGGGGCAGUACACCUUCACUCUCUCCUCUAGAUGAUUCCGAUGAUUUUGAAGAAGCAUCCCUGUCCUCUCUUGAAUACGAAGAACCUUCUCCAAUACACCAAGGCAACCUAAGCACGAGCCCAAAAUAUAAGCAAUCUCCUCACCAUACUCAUCUCCAUCGUCAAGAUAUAGAACAGUUACAGUCCCGGCAAUAUUGGCGGGAAGGUUGGCAGACGGACGUAGAUCUUACUCGGCCCUUCAACAUUGGGGACGCAUCGACGUUAGGUAAGUCAUUUCAUAAAAAAUAUAUUGAUGAACACAACGCUGUUCGUGAAAUGCUCAUGUGCUUGCAAGGGCGGGCUAAUAUAAUGAUAAACUAUGACGAACAGUCCCUAUCUCUCAUCCCAUCCCCUACAGCUCCCCGACUGGCUCAUUUGACUCUGACAUCGCAAACCUCUUUACUAAGCUCAUUCGCACAGACCGCCACCGUACUAGACCAUCUCCGUAGAUUUACCUCGGCUGUUUUUAUCUCGGUAUCUAAGGUUCCCGAUAUGACACCCCAACCAUCCCACCUCCUACUUCACAACCAUAAGACACGCACCCUCGAGGCCUUCGCCGAUGCAAUCCAUUCCGAGAUACGCUCAUUUGAGCUUUGGUGUGCCGAUCAAGAGGAAGAGAUAUGUCGUGCACAAAUAGGGCUAGGCUCAUCUCUAGUAGUUAGCCUCCUCAGUCUCGAGAAGCGCAUUCAAGGUCAAUUUUCAGGGAUAUUUAGGGCUAUCCUCGAUGUCCUACAGACCGUCCUAUGCCGUGCUACACAAUCGUCUGAUUCGAGCGCGGUAUGGACUCUACCAGAUGUUCACAGCCGCAUACCCCCAGCUACAGUAACAGCAUUUUUGCUUGACCGCCUCUUCAACGCCGCCCAGGAACAGUCAUCUAUGGGUGAGCAAGUCACUGCAGAUGCCCUGAUACGUGUUUUUUCGGGGACCGUAGAACCUAUAUGGGCUAUAGUCGGCCGGUGGCUCAGAGAAGGUAUGCCAGUGCGGGACUCGGCAGGGCAGCAAGACCACCAGAUAACGCUCGAGAAUGAGUUCUUUAUAGAAGAUAACGAAAUGGCACUCGUCGACCCCGAUUUUUGGACAGAUGGUUUUACGUUACGGAGUGGUUCUUCGUCCGAGAAGGACACAAUGACUCAAUUGCAGAUGACACCGGCCUUCCUGGCCCACAUAUCCGAGCCAAUCCUGAGUGCUGGGAAGGCUGUCGGGCUGCUCCGUACUCUGGGUAUUUCUGUUUCCCCUGAACAAGGCAAUGACCAGGUUAAGAAGCUCCGAUGGUACUCGUUUCAGUCUUUGCUUUCUCGAAAAACGACAGCUCCCGUUUCCACGGACACCCUGUCUCUCGUCGUCUAUGAUGAACUGUUGCCAUAUUGCGAGGCAAUGGGAACACAGUUAAUGAAUGUAUUGACUGAAGAUUGCGACCUUUCACGGUAUCUCUCAUCUAUAGAGAACUUGUAUCUGAUGAAGCAAGGAGACGUAAUGAGUCACUUCACAGACGUCUUGUUUGCUAAAAUGGAUAGUUCUCAACCGUGGAAUGAUUUCCAUUUUCUGAACAGUGCCUUUGCUGACAUUGUCGACGCCAAUGCGACUAACUGGAUAGAGCCCUCCCUUGUCCGAAUAUCCUACCGAGGCAGCAAAGCGCGCAUGAUCAACAAAACUGUGAAAGCUAUAGAUGGUCUCCUGGUAGAAUACGCUGUUCCGUUUCCCCUCACAUACAUCUUCACCCCACGGAUCCUGCAAAUAUAUGGCUCUAUAUUUGUGUUCCUCCUUCAGAUUCGUAGGGCAAAAAAUGUGCUUGAAAGAAUCCUCGUUCGCGGCGCUAUAGCCAACGUCCCGCACUUGCGCACCGAGCUCAAGGCUUUCUAUGCUAUGAGGGGCAAAUUGUCGUGGUUUGUCAUCCACACGCAAAUCCUCAAUUUUCGCAAAGGGUUUGAAAAAGCCCAAUCUCUGGGCGAGAUGAUCAAGCUGCACGAAGAACACCUCGAAAGGAUACAAGGCCGCUGUCUUCUCCAAAAUAACACAUCUGCCAUCUACCGGGCUAUCCUAUCUAUACUUGACAUGUGCCUCUACUUCAGCGAGUUCUUUGUUUCGUUUGCAGGGGACACGACGCACGACAUAUCGCGUCUGUCGAUUAGUAUGAAACGCCACCGUAGCAGACGCCAACGUCGCCAAAGAAAAAACGUCAUUGGCUUCUCACAGCCAUCACAGGAGUCUGAAGAUAGUUCCGACAAUGAAUCCGAUAACGACGAGAAGUUCACAGAAUCUGCACCUGAGCCGUCGUUUUCUAUGGCUACAUCAACCAUGUCAUUUGCUGAAGAGGAAUUUUCGAGUCGGCUAGAGAAACUGUCAUCAGAACUUGACGGUUUGGUUCGUUUCAUCCGCAGAGGAGCGGAAAGUUUUGCUGGAGGGACGGGGCAAGCGGCACCUGCAUUUGGCGUUCUUGCCUUCGCUUUAGAAGACUGGGAUUCGUAACCUAUGAUCAGAUAAAAGUGCAAGAGAUACAAGAGAUGGGCGAUGCUGAAAGACACAGAUACUGUACAUGAUACUAAAACAUUCUAUGAAAAGGCAGGGUAUGGUGAGAUACGGGUAAGAUGUGACUACAGACGAGUGGUUGGCGAAACAUAUGUCAAUCCAUUAUGGCAGCAGCCCCUCUUCGGUCCACGCGACGGUUGAUACCCCCAAGCAAGAUUUUCAUCAAUAUCUCAGCGCUUAUGGAACCACCUGUGUAGGGUGUAGUGUCCACGAUGUCCCGAAUACCAUAAUGAGCUGACAGGCCAUCAUCAAGCUCCUUCAAGAACUCGGUCGCUCUUCUCGAUGCCCCUAUCUGGACAAACUGAAUUCCGACCUGAGAGAGCAAUAGUUAGCUGGCUAGGCAUCACUUAGCAAGAGGAGUAAUGUGACUUGUGAAAGGGGAAAGUUUUGGUUAUCCAACCGUCUCGCUGCAGCCACUAUGACGCUUUCGGGAUCAUCAGUUGGUACUCCAUCAGUUAUUAUGAUAUAAUUGACUGGUUUGAUUUGCGUCAGAGCAAAGACAUCUCCCGCAUCAUGCCUUGCUUUGGCUUUCUCCAACUCCGCCAUAUAUUCCAACAAUAACUCCUCAAGCCUUGCACCAAUUGGAGUUGUCCCUUUUGGUUUUACAUGGUCGAACAAUCUCUUAACAGCUGCGG